AUGGAGUACUUCAAACACGGAAUCAUCGGGUGUAUGAGCCUGAGUCCCACGGUGGACACAGACAAUGAAGAAGCAGUUCAGCACAGCGCUAAAAUUGACAAAUUCCUAAAAUCAGAAAAGAAAAGCAUGGCCAGGACCACCAAGAUUCUCUUGCUUGGUGCUGGUGAGUCAGGGAAGUCGACAAUUAUCAAGCAAAUGCGCAUUCUCUACUCAGGUGGAUUCUCCGAAGAUGAACGCUGCCAGACACGAGUCGUGAUUUAUUCUAGCAUUGUCAUUGCCUUCAAGAUAGUGCUGGGUAUCAUGAGUGCGGAGAAUAUAGAUUUCGAGAUCGAGAGAGCCAAGUCAUCGGCCAAUUUCAUCGACAAAAUACAACCAGACAUGAACAUCGAUCGACCGUUUUUGGAUGUUUGCAAUGCCAUGAAGGAUCUGUGGAAAGAUCCAGGUGUUCAGAAAGCCAUUGCACGAAGCCGCCGUCAUGCUCUCCACGAUAACCUACUUUAUUUCUAUAAUUCCAUUGAUCGGAUCUCCGCUCCCGGGUGGCUUCCCGACAACCAGGACAUGCUACAAGCACGGCUGAGAACAACAGGAAUCAGUGAAUCCUUUUUUGGGCUAGGAUGUAUUAAUUGGCGAAUGAUUGAUGUGGGCGGACAACGGUCAGAGCGGAGGAAGUGGAUCCAUUGCUUCGAGGAUGUCGGGUGCCUUAUUUUCGUGGUUGCGCUAUCCGGCUACGACCAAAGCUUAGUGGAAGACCAGAACGCUAACCAAAUGCACGAGGCGAUGAUGCUCUUCGACCCGUUGGCCAACGGGAAAUGGUUCAAACGGAAGCCUAUCAUCCUCUUCUUGAACAAGAUUGAUCUAUUCAAGGAAAAGCUUGUUGUUUCACCUCUCUCUCAAUACUUUCCAGAUUUCACUGGUUCCAACAUAGACUUUGGUGCUGCAGCAGGGUACUUCACCAACCGCUUUCAUGGCAUCAACCGGACACGUGACCGUGAAAUCUACGUACACUACACCAAUGCUACCGACUCCACCUUACUGAAAGCGACGAUGGAUUCCGUACAAGAUAUGAUCAUCCAGAAAAACCUCUGCUCCUUGAACCUAUAG
Messenger RNA from Penicillium angulare, 1101 nucleotides. Its product is annotated as guanine nucleotide-binding protein subunit alpha. The transcript is spliced from 5 exons. Gene Ontology annotation, cellular component: heterotrimeric G-protein complex. Gene Ontology annotation, molecular function: G-protein beta/gamma-subunit complex binding; GTPase activity; G protein-coupled receptor binding. Lineage: Eukaryota; Fungi; Ascomycota; Eurotiomycetes; Eurotiales; Aspergillaceae. The record is from RefSeq and is a predicted model, not a curated record. Gene Ontology annotation, biological process: G protein-coupled receptor signaling pathway. The coding region runs from base 1 to 1101 and encodes 366 amino acids.